CUGGUACUGGCUCUUGUGUUGUCGACAAAGCGCAUAGAAUUCAGUGCCAAGUGGAAUAUCUCGUCUCAUAAUCAAAAGAGAGAAGAGUUCAGUGUCCCUAUUGGCAUCUCCAGCAUGAGAUCAUUGACGAAGGAGUGGACGAUUGUUCUUCGUUCCACAUUGCCCUCUUUCAACGACUCGGGCAUAAAGAGGACUUUCGGAAAAACUGUAGAAAGCAAGUCUGUCCUGAACUGCUGCAACAGUCAUCGUCAGUUGAGGAGGGAUGUUCUACAUGAUACUUUCCUGCAGUGUUCGUGUUAA
Messenger RNA from Auanema sp. JU1783, 300 nucleotides. The record is from the annotation of a GenBank genome assembly. Lineage: Eukaryota; Metazoa; Nematoda; Chromadorea; Rhabditida; Rhabditidae.